GGAUAUAUCAUGAGAGGAAGGAAAGCAGUUGUUUCUUUCGCGUUUUUUUCCGUUAUAUUGCUGCCCUCACACUCCUUAUAUGGGAAAGGAAUUAGUUGCGCGAACAAGGGCGGAAACGCUGCGCGGUGACAGCUGGGUAAAUUCACCGACAUACAGGAAGAAAGAAAGACGAAGCCAGUCUGCCCUGCAAGCCUAUACACUCCCACGGUGACAUUAAGGACCAAAUCACUGCUUGACCAGUUUAGCAGGUAUGGCUGAGUUGGCGAGUCUGGUGCAGCGGCUGGAGGUGGCGGUCGGUCGCCUGGAGUCCAUGUCAGGCCCUGGAGGCAGUGGUGGAAAUUCUGCUGGGGGAGCUGUAUCGGCGUACGUCGAGGCCUUUGAUGUGAUUGUCAGCGGUCCCGUGGCUCAGUACUUAUCUCUUAGCCAGAAGAUCGGGGGCGAUGUCCAGAAACAUGCAGACAUGAUGAAGCAGGCAUUCUCCAGUCAGAGAAUACUCCUCAUAACAGCCUCUUCCUCCCAGAAGCCCUCUGAUGCAGUUUUGACGACUCUCCUGCAGCCGGUGUCCAAAGCGAUCCAGCAGGUGCAGACGUUCCGCGAGCAGAACCGCAGCUCGCCGCAGUUCAACCACCUUUCUGCCGUGAGCGAGAGCGUGCCUGCUCUCGGAUGGAUCGCCAUGGCUCCAAAGCCAUGCCCCUACGUUAAAGAGAUGCAGGAUGCUGCCAUGUUCUACACCAACCGUGUGCUCAAGGAAUUCAAGGAAAAGGACCAGACACAUGUGGACUGGGUGAAGGCCUACCUCUCCAUCUGGGCUGAGCUGCAAAACUACAUCAAAGAGCACCACACCACUGGGCUGACCUGGAGCAAGAGUGGUGCCGUUGCUUCGACCUCUGCAGCUCCCCCCAGUGCUCCUGCUGGUGGAUGUCCUCCCCCACCUCCCCCUGGACCUCCUCCUCCCGCCAUGGACUUGAGCGGAUCCUCUGGUGGCGGUGGCGAUUCUGGUGCUGACAAUCGUAACGCGUUGUUCGCGGCCAUCAACAAGGGUUCGAACAUCACCAGCGGGCUGAAGCAUGUGAGCGACGACCAGAAGACCCACAAGAAUCCUAACCUGAGGGGUACGGCUCCAGUGCGUUCCGGACCAAAACCUUUCGCCUCAUCCAAUCCCCGACCUGCUGCGUCGGCCCCCCCGACCCGCAAGCUGCCCCCUGUGUUUGAGCUGGAUGGGAAGAAGUGGAAAGUGGAGAACCAAGAGGGAGCGCAGAACCUGGUGAUCGACCGCACUGAGCUGAAACAAGUGGUUUAUGCUUACAAGUGCAACAAGAGCACCCUGCAGAUCAAGGGCAAAAUCAACUCCAUCACUAUAGACGGCUGUAAUAAAAUGGGCCUGGUGUUUGAUGAUGUCGUGGGCAUCGUAGAGAUUAUCAACUGUAAGGAUGCCAAGAUUCAGGUCCUGGGUAAGGUCCCCACUAUCUCCAUCAACAAGACCGAUGGUUGCCAUGUCUACCUGAGCAAAGACUCUCUGAGCUGCGAGAUUGUCAGCGCCAAAAGUUCAGAGAUGAACAUCCUGGUACCCAACAAAGACGGAGAGUUUACGGAGAUGCCUGUUCCUGAGCAGUUCAAGACCAUCUGGGACGGAAACAAGCUCAUUACCACAGCAACAGAGAUCGCCGGAUAGACAGCAGCAUGUGAAAUGGAGGCCGCUCCUCGACACCAUCCCCACCCCAUUUUUUUUGUGUGCAAAUGCCUUCCUGACUGAUCAACCACCCCACCAGCUAACUCUCACACUGUAGACUGAGAUUUGGACCUCAUGUGUUAUAUCGUCCUUCCUUGUCAGCCAAUCACAGCUUAAGCUGUCCCUUCCAUCAGCCAAUGAGAGGACUGCUCGCUUUUAUCUGGAGCAAAAUCCUCCAGCCAAUCAGCAGGGAGCGGCUUGUCAUUCAAAUUGGUUUUCUCUGUAAGCCAGUGAGCACAUUUCAAAAAACCAUUCAUGAGUUUUGCCAACAGCUGGGAUGCUCUGUAUGAUAUUUUGUAUCUAUCUGGAUAAUGCUAAGCAAAAUUUAACAUGUCGAAUUUUAACUUGUGACCCCAUAGGUUUUUGUUCCAUUAUAUGCAAUUCACUAGUGAAGCACUAGUUAAACAAAGAGGAUAAUGGCAUCCGUAUCACCUCAGCCGAUGUUGAUUAUAAUAUUAACAUUCAUAGUGGAUAUUAUAAAAAAUAAAAAGUCAGCACUCUCAGAGCACAAAUAGGACUAAAAGCAAUUUGUGCACACAUCAUGAAACUCCCCAUCUAGAUGAUGUUGGAACAAUUAAAUUAGGAAAAUUAUCAUUCCAUGUGCUUUCCCUUAAACCCCACACAUAGGACAUUCCCGAGUAAAAAACAUUCCAUAUAAAGGAGGCAUGUAAGAAAA
Messenger RNA from Sander lucioperca (pikeperch), 2405 nucleotides. RefSeq names its product CAP, adenylate cyclase-associated protein 1 (yeast) (gene cap1). Gene Ontology annotation, cellular component: cytoplasm. The record is from RefSeq and is a predicted model, not a curated record. Gene Ontology annotation, biological process: cytoskeleton organization; cell morphogenesis; regulation of adenylate cyclase activity. Gene Ontology annotation, molecular function: adenylate cyclase binding; actin binding. The transcript has 13 exons. Bases 251 to 1672 code for a protein of 473 amino acids. Lineage: Eukaryota; Metazoa; Chordata; Actinopteri; Perciformes; Percidae.